AUGGAGGGGGACGGGGCCAACGCCAGCGUCUACGAGUUUGCCCUGCAGGGCCCCUCCAACGCCAGCGCGCAGUUCACCGGGGUGCAGCUCGUCCAGUCCUUCAAACCCCUCAUCAUCCCCUGCUACGCCCUGGUCGUCCUCGUCGGCAUCUUCGGCAACUACCUGCUCCUCUACGUCAUCUGCAAGACCAAGAAGAUGCACAACGUCACCAACUUCUUCAUCGGGAACCUGGCGUUCUCCGACAUGCUGAUGUGCGCCACGUGCGUGCCCUUCACGCUGGCCUACGCCUUCAACCCCCGGGGCUGGGUUUUCGGGAAGUUUCUGUGCUAUUUUGUCUUCCUGAUGCAGCCCAUGACGGUCUACGUCUCCGUCUUCACGCUCACGGCCAUCGCGGUUGACAGGCGGGUGCCCCCCGCCGUCGCCCACACCUACCACGUGGAGUUUCGGCAGGAGGGCUUCGCCAUCUGCGAGGAGUUCUGGAUGGAGGAGGAGACGCAGCGCCUGGCCUACGCCUACGGCACCCUGAUCGUCACCUACAUCCUGCCCCUCUCCGCCGUCUCCCUCUCCUACAUCUGCAUCUCGGUGAAGCUGCGGAACCGCGUGGUGCCCGGCCACCCCACGCAGAGCCAAGCCGAGUUCGACCGCCUGAGGAAGAGGAAGAUCUUCCGCCUCAUCGUGCUGGUGGUGGCGGCCUUCGGCGUCUGCUGGCUCCCCAUCCACGUCUUCAACAUCAUCCGGGACGUCGACAUCAGCCUCAUCGACAAGCGCUACUUCCUGCUCCUCCAGCUGCUCUGCCACUGCUUCGCCAUGAGCUCCUCCUGCUGCAACCCCUUCCUCUACGCCUGGCUGCACGACCGCUUCCGCGGGGAGCUCCGCAAGAUGUUCGCCUGCAAGAGGAAGGUCGUCCCUUCCAGGAGCUGCGGGGCUGCCGGCGGCGUGCUCUGA
Molecule: messenger RNA, 945 nt
Organism: Opisthocomus hoazin
Lineage: Eukaryota; Metazoa; Chordata; Aves; Opisthocomiformes; Opisthocomidae
Source: RefSeq, a predicted model, not a curated record